UUCAUUAAGAAAAUAUCAAGCAAGCAAACUGAAUAGCUACAUGGUGUCAUUUUAUGUUUUGUCGAUGGCUUUCAGUGACAGUUCAACUGAAUGAUUUUAAGCUACAGGUCGCUCAGUCAAGGUUGGAAAAUUGAGGAAGUUAAGAAACUGACUCCUGUGGUUUCUCCUAUGGUGGAAAAGCAGCUCGGUAUAAUUCAUAUCUAGGAGCCAAAAUGGCGAUGGAGGCGGUAGUUUUAUGACUUGUCCUUCCUCAUAUGGCUCAAUCCACUUGACAGUGUGACCAUGGCGGAUGGUGGGCAGGCAGAAUCGGAGCAGGACAUCGAAAGGAAAAUACAAGAAGUUAGACAACGGUUCAAGGAGGAGUACGUACAAGAUUCAUCAGACAAGUAUGACUCCAGAGACGUGGAGAAGCUUCAGAAGGAUGUUGCGCUGGUGGAAGGCUACCUGGCAUGGCGGCUUUUUGUGGUGGAGGACGCCUUGAAGAUGAUUGACGAGAGUUUCCAAUGGAGAAGAGAGUUUGGGCUGAACGACCUCACAGAAAGCUCCGUUCCCAAGUGGAUGUUUGAGACCGGAGCGGUUUAUCUCCAUGGCUACGAUAAAGAGGGCAACAAAUUAUUCUGGUUCAAGGUGAAGCUGCACAUCAAGGAUGCAAAGACCAUCCAGGAGAAGAAGAAGUAUGUUGCUUUCUGGCUGGAGCGCUACGCCAAACGGGAGCCAGGCAUGCCCCUCACGGUGGUUUUCGACAUGACUGAGUCUGGCCUCAGCAACAUCGACAUGGACUUCGUGAAGUACAUCAUUAACUGCUUCAAAGUAUAUUAUCCAAAGUUCCUGUCCAAGAUGAUCAUGUACGAGAUGCCAUGGAUCAUGAACGCGGCUUGGAAGAUUGUAAAGACAUGGCUUGGUCCGGAAGCCAUCAGUAAGCUGAAGUUUGUGACCAAGAGUGAUGUCCAGACCUUCAUUGGGCCUGAGUGUCUUCCACCCCACAUGGGAGGAACCGAUGCCUUUAAAUACAGUUACCCUCCACUUACCGAUGAUGACUUCCAAACCCCCAUGUCUGAAAAUGGACCUAUUGCCAGUGAAGAUGAGACUGAGAGCAAGGAUGGUGAAAUGGAAUCCAAAGAAAUCCUGGACUCCAGCUUCAGCUCAGAGCCUCAGGCCCUCCGUCCCAGAAAGGUGAACUUCACAGAGGACGGUUUGAGGCCAGAGGAGGGUGACAGGAUGGACACUGCCAGCAGGACCAAGGCCGCCCGGAAACCGCUGACAACCUUUAAGGGGUCCUUACUGAACAUCAGUCCAGCAGAGGAGCUUUGCUUUGGGUCUAAAGAGACUGAGAAGAAAUGUCUGAUCAUCCUCAACAACGUGACCAAAAACCAAGUGGCCUUCAAGGUCCGUACAACAGCGCCAGAGAAGUACCGGGUCAAGCCCAGUAACACCAGCUGUGAGCCAGGAGCCUUCGUGGACAUCAUAGUAUCCCUGCACGGAGGUUUCCAGUCCUCUCCUCAGGAUCGGUUCCUGGUCAUGGCUGCAGAGAUGGAGAACAACGCUGGGACGAGUUCUCCAGAACUUGCACAGUUCUGGAAGGAUGUCCCAAAAUCAAAAGUGAUGGAGCACAGGCUACGGUGUCACGUUCUGGAGAGCAGUCCCAUCCCUAGCCCUAUGACGGACAGCCCCCUUGCUUCUGGGACCAGCAAACACCAGGACCUGCAGACUAUGCUCCUGCGGGUGAUGGCCAGCACUUCCCGGCUGGAGCAGCGGCUGGACCGGUGCUUGUGGAUCCAGAAGGUUCUGACUCUCCUGGUGUCCUUCCUGAUGGCGUUCAGCUUCUGCACCCUUUACCUCGUGUACACUGGAGGCAGCCCUUCGGGUCCGGGCCCCGCACCUGACUCCGCCCCUGGCCCAGCCCCACCUGCUUCCUAAACAUUAAACAGUUGGAGCCCCAGCGAGCAAGGAUACCCCAGUGCGUGACACGGAGACCAAACGAGGGCAGCCGGUCCCCUCUGGUUUCUGCUUGGAGCAGAGCUUGUGACAAAGCACACCGUCUCAUUGGAGAGUAGCCAAUGAUCAUUCAGCAGGAGGCCGAUGUCCCACAGCGAGAUUGGCUCUCCUUCCUGAUGUGAAGGGUCAAGCGUGAGUUUUCUGACACUCAGGACUUUCCAAGAACUCAAUAACACAUCUUAUUUUAUAGUGGUCAUCAAGAAAUUAAUGAUGCCCUUAUUUAUUGUAAAGGUAAUUAGUGCUUAAUUGUAAUUUAGAGAAUUGUAAUUAUGUACCAUAUUUCUUUUAAGUGUAAACAAUAAAAAUGCACAUUUGGUUUAA
Messenger RNA from Anguilla rostrata (American eel), 2316 nucleotides. RefSeq names its product motile sperm domain containing 2 (gene mospd2). The transcript has 15 exons. Lineage: Eukaryota; Metazoa; Chordata; Actinopteri; Anguilliformes; Anguillidae. Gene Ontology annotation, cellular component: endoplasmic reticulum-endosome membrane contact site; endomembrane system. The record is from RefSeq and is a predicted model, not a curated record. Bases 283 to 1917 code for a protein of 544 amino acids.